GCCCCCUGUUCGAGUCGCAUUCGGAUGUGUGGGAUGCCUUUGACGGCGGCAACCUAAGGGAGAAGCACAGUGUGGCGUGCGGCACUGGUAGCCGCAAGAUCGACUGGGAUGUCGUGUUUGACUCGAUCCUUGCCAGCCAGAACAGCGACUCGCAGGGCACACCCUUGUGCUCGCCAGGAGCCAGCAUGCAUGAGGGCGCCGGUGGCAUGUAUGAGCGGCCAGUGGGAGCGAGCAAGGCGCGGCUUGCGGGAAUGCGGCAUGCAGCUGGGGCGCCUGUGCGUCGGGCGAGCGGGACUGGCAAGUCGCCUGCUGGUGACGUUUAUUCCGCGGAUCGGUGAUUUCGGAUUAGCGACAAAAUCAACGCUGGAGAUCCGGUCGACCACCGACGAAUACGCCUUCGUCACAAACAGCCAGAGGAGCCAGGGGAGCAGCCGUGGGCGGGAGUCGCGGGCAGGGAGCUGCUUCGACGGGGACGCGGGAUGCGACGCACACGUCGAAUGUGGGGACGAUCACGUAUGCGGCGCCGGAGCAACUGACGACGCAGACCAGCGAGUACAACGAAAAGGCAGAUAUCUACUCGCUGGGGAUUAUCUUCUUUGAGCUGUAUUAUCCGUUUGCGACGGCAAUGGAGCGGAUGCUGGUGAUUAAGGAUCUG
Molecule: messenger RNA, 655 nt
Organism: Linderina pennispora
Lineage: Eukaryota; Fungi; Kickxellomycota; Kickxellomycetes; Kickxellales; Kickxellaceae
Exons: 1
Coding region: 109-600 (163 amino acids)
Source: RefSeq, a predicted model, not a curated record